AUUGAGGUGUGUGGGACCCCGCUCAGCCUGGAUGCAGGCAGGGCUAGCAAAGCAUGCGAGCUGCAUGGAAAUGUCGCCUCCAACGGCCUUCGAUUUGCUCCAGACGACAAGCUUCGCGGGGGCUGCGUCACCACUAAUGCAGGGUGUUCACUAAACUUCGAACUUGUGUGGGCUUUGUGUCCGUCCGUACUCGUUCGAGGAGCUGCUGCUUCCCCUCAACCCCUCCUUCCUACUGCGGAAGCAAGCUCGGGGGGCGGCCUCCCCUCUUUUCUUCUUCAUCUCACGAUUCUCGCAAAACAAACGUGGAGGCCCAACGAGGCUUCAAUCGACGUGGCUUUGCCCAACGUGGAAACCGACCUCCCCGUUCCUGUUCUAGGUAGCUGCUAGACCGUUUGUCGAGUAUAAAAUCCCCCCUCCAACUAGCACUGUGAAGGAGAUUUCCACUCUGUCUGUUUUGCUCAGACCCCUCCUCAUCGCUUUGCGCAAUAUCAUUUCAGCAAUAGAACAUACACUCUCCCGAGGUUGCCCAAGAUGGUACACCUUUCGACCAUCCCCGACGAAAACCAGGUCGUCGACGGCAAGCUGGCUGGUGGCAUCAAAAAGGCCCACCUCCAGCUUGUCAAUGACGAUGACAGCUUCACCACUAGCGUCUACGGCUCCCGGUUUGCCGCCAGAGACCUCCCCAAGCACGAGAUGCCCGAGGCCGAGAUGUCUAAAGAUGUGGCCUACCGCUUGAUCAAGGACCAUUUGAGCCUGGACGGCAACCCCAUUCUGAAUUUGGCUUCUUUUGUCACGACUUAUAUGGAGGAAGAAGCGGAAAAGCUCAUGACCGAGGCCUUCUCAAAAAACUUCAUCGACUAUGAAGAGUACCCCCAGUCGGCCGACAUUCAGAACCGAUGCGUCUCCAUGAUCGGAAGACUGUUUCACGCCCCGAUAGGCGUCGAAGACGAUAUCGGCGCUAUUGGCACUUCCUGCGUCGGUAGCAGUGAAGCCAUCAUGUUGGCUGUGCUUGCGAUGAAGAGGCGCUGGAAGAACAAGAGGAUAGAGGAGGGCAAGCCGUACGACAGACCCAACAUUGUCAUGUCGUCGGCCGUUCAGGUGUGCUGGGAGAAGGCGGCGCGCUAUUUCGAGGUGGAGGAGAAGUUGGUGUACUGCACCGAGGAGCGAUAUGUCAUUGACCCCGAGGAGACUGUCAAUCUUGUCGAUGAGAACACUAUUGGCAUCUGCGUGAUUCUCGGGACGACUUAUACCGGCGAGUAUGAGGAUGUCAAGGCUGUCGAUGACUUGUUGACCAAGAAGGGGUUGAACACGCCGAUUCACGUCGAUGCUGCUAGCGGUGGGUUUGUGGCACCAUUUGUCGUGCCAGACCUUGAAUGGGAUUUCAGACUGGAACAUGUCGUUUCCAUCAACGUGUCUGGGCACAAGUAUGGUCUCGUCUACCCUGGUGUUGGUUGGGUUGUGUGGAGGAGUACCGAGUUCUUGCCCCAAGAGCUCGUCUUCAACAUCAACUACCUCGGCGCCGAUCAAGCUUCCUUCACCCUCAACUUCAGCAAAGGGGCCAGUCAGGUCAUUGGCCAGUACUAUCAGCUCAUCAGACUUGGGAAACACGGAUACAGGGCCAUCAUGAGCAACCUGACGCGAACGGCCAAUUACUUGUCAGACUCUCUCGAGGCUCUCGGCUUCAUCAUCAUGUCCAAGAAGUCGGGCGAGGGUCUGCCACUAGUAGCCUUCCGUCUCCCGCCCCAAGAAGACCGCAACUAUGACGAGUUCGCCCUCGCUCACCAGUUGCGCGUUCGCGGCUGGGUUGUCCCCGCGUAUACCAUGGCGCCCAACACAGAGAACCUCAAGAUGCUCCGCGUAGUCGUUCGCGAGGAUUUUACGCGCAGUCGAUGCGACAGCCUCAUCACUGAUAUCAAGCAGAGUCAACAGCUUCUCGGACAGAUGGACCAGGACAGCAUCAAGAAGCAGCAGGACUUCAUCCACAAACACAACACCUCGAGCGGGAAAGCCUCACACAACCACCCCAAGUAUCGGAAGGAAAAACAUUCUCUUCAGGGGAAGACAGGCAAAACUCACGCUAUCUGCUAAGGAGAGGCCCGAGCGGGCUGUCACACUCUUGAGAAUGCAGGGGGCUUGGUGGGGAGGGGAAAGAAAACUUCUCUCAGUGCCGAGCUGCCCAGUGGACAGCAGUUGUUGACGCUGAGGAUUGCAUGUCCGUCAUGAUGUUGUGUAUGCGUAUAUAUUCGAGAGACAGAAAAUGAGAACCUUGAUGACCCAAUCAUUGUCUCAAUU
Podospora pseudopauciseta is the source of this 2292-nucleotide messenger RNA. RefSeq lists its product as uncharacterized. The coding region runs from base 532 to 2088 and encodes 518 amino acids. Lineage: Eukaryota; Fungi; Ascomycota; Sordariomycetes; Sordariales; Podosporaceae. The record is from RefSeq and is a predicted model, not a curated record. The transcript is spliced from 6 exons. Gene Ontology annotation, biological process: L-glutamate catabolic process. Gene Ontology annotation, molecular function: glutamate decarboxylase activity; pyridoxal phosphate binding. Gene Ontology annotation, cellular component: cytosol.